This is a messenger RNA of Solea solea (common sole), 1796 nucleotides long. It is a transcript of the gene cbx8a, whose product is annotated as chromobox homolog 8a (Pc class homolog, Drosophila). Lineage: Eukaryota; Metazoa; Chordata; Actinopteri; Pleuronectiformes; Soleidae. The transcript has 5 exons. The record is from RefSeq and is a predicted model, not a curated record. The coding region runs from base 285 to 1340 and encodes 351 amino acids.
GUGACUUGGCUCGCUCCACUGUGCCACAGAUUCCUGUAGAGCAGCCAGAGCAGCGGGACUCCUCCCCUUCACUCACAAACCCGGAGCACGUAGCAACAACUGAGCCAAUGCGCUCCGCCGCGAUCCGUCCUACCGACUGCGGUGCCUGGCAACAGAAAAAGACGUGAUGACGUCCUCCUCAGAUUGCGUAUUAUGGGAUGUGCGAAAUUAAACAACCCGGAGAGGACACGAGGGAAGCCAAAAAUAAUAAAAGAGACAGAAAUAAACGAGGUGCAUGGUGAACCAUGGAGCUCUCUGCUGUGGGUGAGAGCGUCUUUGCAGCCGAGUCCAUCAUUAAACGGAGAAUCAGACGGGGUCGCUGGGAAUAUCUCGUGAAAUGGAAGGGCUGGUCUAAGAAGUACAGCACUUGGGAGCCAGAGGAAAACAUUCUGGAUGUGCGACUCUUCACUGCCUUCGAGGAGAGAGAGCGAGAAAGGGAGCAGUUCGGACCGAAAAAGAGGGGACCCAAACCCGAGACAUUUCUCUUAAAGGCCAAAGCCAAAGAAAAGACAUAUGAUUUUAGAAGAGAGGCUCCCAGAGGGAUCCAGGUUUCCUAUCCCGUCCCGGAGCCUGUCAUAACACCAAGGGCCCGGGAAGGUUUACGCGCCGUGGUUCCCACAAUCUUCCCACCGAGCGCGGUCAACAGAGGGGAAAGCGUCCACGUCCGACCACCAGAGCUCGAGAGGAGGCCCAGAGAGACUCCAGCAGCCGCUGUGACUCUCCAGGAGCUGGAUCGCUUCCCCAAAAAGAGAGGGCGCAAACCCAAGCUGCAUUUCCAUUAUGACGAAGAUGAUAGAAGCAGCUCAGCAACAGAGCCGCUGGAGGAGCCAGUGUCCCCGUCCAAAAUGACCAGACACCUGCAGCACCACGGGGAGCCGCCACAUGACCGCAGCCUCAUCCAGCUCACCAAGAGGUUUCAGGUGGAAACGACGAUCACACCCAAAUCCAGCAGCGAGCGCCGAAAUGCGGGACCCGCAGGUUUAUCUUACACCUGCGCGAUCGCUCCAGGCGCGCGUAAAGGUCACCAGAGAGGACACAGCAGGACUUACUGUUUGAGCACGACGUCUGUCCCUCAGCUCGGGAAGACGAAGCAUCAGCUGAAGACGUGCUCGCCAUCCGCUGCCAUGUCCACUCACACCGAGUCCGUGUGCGAUUCACGCGCACGAGCAGCCUCGUGCGCGUGGUCCCCGCGUUUCACCAACCUGGACACUGUGACCGUGACAGACGUCACCACGAACCUGUUGACAGUCACGAUCAGAGAGAGCAGCACAGACGAGGGCUUUUUCAGAGAUAAAAGCUGAGCGUGUGCGCUCAGCACAGGCUGAUAUCUGCCCACAUUAGAAGUUACUAACCAACACAUCUACUGUAGGACUCUUAUUUUUUGUUUCUUUGUAACUUUCAAACGUGUUCGCGCAGAUUUUUAACACGCUGCCUGAACGAAUAAUAAAUAUAGGAAAAGUGGCAUCUUUGCUGUCGUGUUACUGAAAAUGUCCUCAAACACUAAGUUUUUUUUUUCCUGUGCAAAAAAAAAGACUUUGUUCUACAUUGUUCUACAAAAAAAGAAAGUAUAUUCAUUUAAAGAUUAAUUUGACUCGAAGGGUCCGUAGUUUUUGAUUUAGAGGGUAGAAUACUUUUUCAUGUCAUUUCAAAUAAUCGAAAUAAUUUGAUUACGUGGAAAUUUAACGUCACUAUUAUCAUAUCAUUUUCUUUUUUCAAGUCUUGUUGUUUAGUCUUAAUUAAACAUGCUUAAUGUAGCU